Pocillopora verrucosa is the source of this 2318-nucleotide messenger RNA. The record is from RefSeq and is a predicted model, not a curated record. NCBI's taxonomy places the organism in Eukaryota, Metazoa, Cnidaria, Anthozoa, Scleractinia, Pocilloporidae.
AUGCUACAUUUCAGAAAUUCUGGGUAUAAGGCUGUGACAGAUGUGACUGCCAGCAAGGCUGUUAAUUUAUUCAAUCAUUAUGGGAUUGAUGAAGAAGGGCCUGUACCUGACAUGCAGAGUGACUAUGCAGUUUCAGUACCUGACACAAUUACUACUCUGACACAUAACCAAGAAUUGUCACUGCAAGAAGCUGGAGAUGCAGCCUUCCAAACUGGUGAUCAUGAUGGAAUCAUAGCCUACCAAGUGGGACAGAUUUUCCAAAUCAAUAUGGCUGAAAGCGAGAGCAAAGCCAAACUAACUGUUAAACUAACUCAGGAAGAUAUUCCUGGGGCAAAACUUCCAAGGGAUUCUGUUGAAAAAUGUAGCGUUGUCCAGUUGAAGAGGUGGCUGCUUUGCAGAGGUGCAAAAACGACGGGAACAAAGAGAGCUUUAGUGUCGAGAGUACACGACUACAUCAAGCAUGGAUUUGAUGUUAAAUACUUGCGUGAUCCGGAUGGCGGCGUCAAUUUGUUACGGAAAAAAGCUCAACUUGGCGUACUUGAGAAUCAAGAGCCUGAAGUAAAGGAUUCAUUCCCAAAAGAAGGAUUCCAACCAGAUAUAAAGGCACUACCAAAAAUAUCAUUUGGAACUGUGUGGAGAUUUAUGAUCGAAGGUGUAGAAUGUAAAAAGCAGCUCUCCACUGCUAAGCCACUUGUUAAAGGAUUCAACUUUUUUAAAUCUGGUCAUGUCCUGUACAUAGGCCACCUACAACAAAAUGGCAAGCACUACAUCAAAAGCCAAGUCCUCCCAUCUAUGAAAAAGGACAAAGUUUAUACAUGCUACUUAGUUAUUAGUUCACUUGGAAAGAUGCUAAGAGCCCACUGCAAAUGCCCUGCUGGCAUAGAUGGGAGAUGUAACCAUGUUGCAUCAACACUUUUUGCUUUAGAAAACUAUUGUAAAGUAAGGGGAAAACUGGAUGAGUCUGAUGAGUCAUGCACCUCCAAACCAUGCAAGUGGAAUGUGCCACGAAAGAGAAAAGGUGCAAUACAGCCCAUAAAUGAGAUGACUUUUGUGAAGCACGACUACACGAAAGAGAAGAAGAUACGUAAGCUUCAUCACUCUCCAGUAAAUGCAAACCAAAAUGCUUGUCGCGAUGAAAACAAGUCAAGGUUUUUUGAAAUGAUGAAGGAGUACCAGAGGGUAUCAGGAAACACUGUAGCUUGGACACAUAUACUGCCUCAGGAAGUAAAGAAACUUCAGGAUGUAAAGGAUUCUCUGCUUUCACCAGUCAAAUGUCAUCCCGUGUCAGCAAAAGAGCUAAAAGAAAAGUUUGAAAAAGCAAAGAGAAAUCUUAUGGUUGAUGAUUUACAAAGGCAAGAUAUUGAGGAACAAACUAGAGGUCAAUCAAACACUGAAUUAUGGCAUCGCCACAGACAACCAAGGAUUACUGCCACAAAAUGUUACCGUGUAGCUGUACAGAGAGAAAGUACGUCCCCUACUAAGAUAAUUAAAGAUAUACUUGGUUACAACAAGGCCUAUCAAAGUAAGUCAAUGGAGGAAGGACUGAAAAUGGAAGACCAGAUUAUCAAUGAUUACAAGCUUCUCAAGCAAAGUCAAGGAGAUGAAGGCAUAACAGUCUCAAAAUGUGGGUUUUUUGUUUCAAAAGAACAUGGUUACCUUGGUGCUAGCCCCGAUGGCCUUGUACAUGAUCCAUCAGCCUCUGAUUCAGAGGGACUUAUAGAAGUUAAGUAUGUCCAGACAUCAAAGGAUGAAACACUAGAAAAGGCAUUGUUACGCAAGAGCAUUUGCAAAAAGAACAGUAAUGCAUUGAGAUUAAAUGACAAACACAAAUACUUCUACCAAGUCCAUCAGCAAAUGUUUGUUACUGGAAGAAAGUGGACAGAUUUUGUUGUAAAGGGUUCAGGCUGUGAUUCACUGUUUUGUGAAAGAGUACAUUUUUCAAUAGACCGCUGGAAGUCUAUUUUGCCCAAGCUAGAAUCCUUUUUUAAUGACUGGAUUGUUCCAGAACUUGUGUAUCCUAGAGUCAAGUAUGGAAUUCCUAAAUUGAAUGCUCGUUCAGUUUAAAACAGUCAAAAUCAAUGUGUUCAUUUCAGUAAAAGUGUGUAAUUUAAGAAAACUAUACAAUGAAAUAGGCAAAUCAAAAUUUAAUGGGAAUUAGUGGUUUGCCCAAAUUAUGUUGCACACUUUUUAGUACUAUCAGAGUGUAAACAAUAUAUUUGUGAAGGUAGAAUGGUUUUCAAAAGCCUGUGAAACACGUACUAAGUUUUGUACAUGUUUAGUGCUUUUCUGCUUAAAUGCUUUUGUUUCUAUUGUUUAAU